Molecule: messenger RNA, 5628 nt
Organism: Melanotaenia boesemani (Boeseman's rainbowfish)
Lineage: Eukaryota; Metazoa; Chordata; Actinopteri; Atheriniformes; Melanotaeniidae
Gene: crb1
Product: crumbs cell polarity complex component 1
Exons: 14
Coding region: 142-4125 (1327 amino acids)
Biological process (GO): heterophilic cell-cell adhesion; establishment or maintenance of epithelial cell apical/basal polarity
Cellular component (GO): protein-containing complex; plasma membrane
Molecular function (GO): calcium ion binding
Source: RefSeq, a predicted model, not a curated record
GAUGGUGCUCCAACACGAGGAGAAGUGUGCACUGGAGUUCACAACAGCUGAGUUUCAGCAGGAAGACGCUGAGAAAUCCAAGAGAAAAGAGAUCUGCUCAUUAUUACACUUGAAUACAAGCGAACAGGAUGGUUUCCCGCCAUGAUUAUGGAUUUAAUUCGCUAUCGUAAUUUUGACAUUUUUGCCUGCACAAUCCUCAUCUCUACACUGUUGGUAAUAAAAGGCGGAUCUCCUGACAAACUUCCUUCAGCUGUGGAUCAGUGCUCCCCAAACCCAUGUCAAAACCAAGCGAUAUGCAGAAACCGCGAGGAUGGCUACGCUUGCUUCUGUGUGCCUGGUUUCCAGGGCGCUCACUGUCAGAUUGAUGUGAACGAGUGUGUUUCACAGCCCUGCAGGAACGGAGCCACCUGUGUGGACAGAGUGGGUAGAUUCACUUGUCUAUGCCUGCCUGGAUUCACCGGAACCACUUGCGAAGUUCAGAUUGAUGUGUGUCAAUCACAGCCGUGUCACCAUGGCGGCAGUUGCCAUAACUACACGGGUGGCUUCACGUGCACCUGCCCUUCCGGUUUCCAAGGACACCGUUGCGAAAUCAACAUUGAUGAGUGCCAAGAAGAGCCAUGCCAAAACAGGGGUCUGUGUAUAGAUGGGGUGAAUGAAUACAGCUGUGAUUGCUCACACACAACCUUUACUGGCCGACACUGUGAGACCCCUCUACCACUCUGCUACUCUGAACCCUGCUUUAACAGUGCCAUCUGUAAGGACAACCAGGGUAACUACACCUGUGAAUGCUGGCCUGGGUUUGUGGGGCGUCAUUGUGAGAUAGAUGUCAAUGAGUGUAGCAGCAGUCCUUGCAUGCAUGGUGGCAGCUGCAUUGAGAAGUCAUGGCAGGCCUUGUAUGGCAGCGAACCUUUGCUGCCUGAACACUAUGAUCAGCGACAGGCUGCAGGCUUCAUCUGCAGCUGUCCUCAAGGAACAACAGGUUCCCUCUGUCAGGAGGUGAUAAACCAUUGUGAUCCCAAUCCAUGCCAAAAUGGGGGUGGAUGUGAGAGCCAUGCUGGAGGCUACAUUUGCCACUGCCUCAAACAGAGUUAUGGUGGCAUUCUUUAUGGAGGUAUAAACUGUGAUGUGAAGUUAGUGGGCUGUGAGGGCCAUGAAUGCCAGAACCAAGGCUCCUGCUCUCCUUUUCUGCUGGAUGGGACUCACGGAUACACCUGUUCUUGUGCACCUGGGUACACUGGCCCUUUAUGUAAAACCACAACCACCUUUUCCUUUGAACGCAGAGGUUACUUAUUGUUGCACAAUCCCCUGGUGGAUGCUGAAGUGGCCUGUAACAUCACCCUAAGCUUCAAGACUGUCCUGCCCAGGGCGUUGUUGUUUCAGCGGAACACCAGGGGGCUGCUGCUGAGCCUGGAGCUGGAGGAAGGGUUGCUGCAUCUCACACUGAGGACAGAGGUCUCUGCUGUGGCUGAAACAGAAAGCCUAAGCCAGGUGCUGGAGCUUCCAUAUAACAUCACAGAUGGAGAGUGGUACUCUGUAGAGGCUGUGCUUGCAAACUGGAUGCUCAGUCUUAAGCUACUGGAUGAUGCCAGAACCUGUAAAAGUCAAUCCUGCCACAGUAUGGCCCCAGUCCAGAGCAACCUGGUCAAGCUUGUGAUGUCUCCUCAGAACACUUUUAUUGGGGGCAUACUUGAGGACCCAAAUGGCCCCAGUGAGUACUCGGUGUUUCCAGCGUUCAUCGGAUGCAUGCGGGAUGUGUUUGUGGACUGGCAGCUUGUCGUUCCAGAGGAAUGGUUGAGCGACUCUGCCAUUAACGUGUCCCCGGGUUGCAGCCACAGGGAUCGCUGCCUGGAUGUGCCGUGCCAAAACAGUGGACAGUGUGUAAACCUGUGGCAGAGCUACCAGUGCCAGUGUCCAAGGCCUUAUGAGGGGCAUGACUGUGAAGAGGAGCAUGUGACUGCUCGCUUUGGGAGUGAGGACUUUCACAGUUAUGCAGCAUUCUCCAUUACUGAUGAUCUGGGUUCGAACCUGUCCAUCUCCCUCUUCCUGCGCACACGAAGACACAGUGGACUCAUCCUGGUGCUUGCCAACAGCAGCAGCCAGUAUCUGCACAUGUGGCUGGAGGAUGGCAAGGUUACAGUUCAGCUUCAUAACUUCGAGAGCCUGCAGUCAGCAAGUGCAGUCAAUGAUGGAGAAGUCCACUUUGUGAAUGUAGAAAUGAUGGAGAGUAAUAUGACACUGCAUGUAUCAGGUCAGAGACACGGUGAUGUGGAAGUUGGGACAGUUGGUGUCCAAGAGGGUGACACUGUUUAUGUUGGAGGGCUGCUGGAGAGUAGCAGCACAUCAAUAUUAGGUGGAUAUUUCAAAGGCUGCAUCCAGGACCUGAGGAUUGGUGACAGGAGGCUGCAGUUCUUCGGGCUGGACACCUCAGUGAGAUCUUAUCCUCUUGAGCUCAUGGAAAAUGUGAUAACUGGCUGCUCUGGAGACAACACUUGCAGUAGAAAUCCGUGUCUAAAUGGGGGGAUGUGCUUCUCCAAAUGGGACGACUUCACCUGCACCUGUCCUCCCAACACAUCAGGGCGGCGCUGUGAGGAGGUAAAGUGGUGCGAGCUGUCACCUUGCCCCACAGAUGCAGAGUGCAGAAUGUUGGACCAGGGAUACGAAUGUUACUCCAAUGCAACUUUCCUGAAUGAUAGCACUGUGUUGUCCUACCGAGGAAAUGGCCACAUAUCCCGCAACCUAACUAACAUCUCGCUAAAACUACGCACACGGAAGCGUAACGCAGCUAUACUUCAUGCAGAGAAAGAUUCAGCUUUUGUUACAGUUUCUGUCCAGGACGGCGUCCUCGUCAUGGAGCUUCAAAGCGCCUCUGGAGACAAAGCCAUUGUGAAGGAUGGACAGGAGCAAGAGGAGGAACUGUCGACGGUCAGUCUCAGCAGCUGGAGAGGUGUCAAUGAUGGCGAGUGGCAUAGUGUUCAUUUGUUUAUGAUGGCACCAUGGGCUCCAUCCUCCAGGUGGACUUUGGUGCUGGAUGACGAAAUAGAAGAAGCCAGUAUUUCCAGGAGCCAAGGUGGCAACCUGAACUUCCUCAGACAUGAGGUGGACAUCUUCUUGGGUGGCUUAGCCCCUGAUGCUGGCUGGUCAUUGACUGGUUGUCUAGGCACUGUUGAGCUGGGUGGCAUUGCCCUGCCUUACUUCUUCUCUGAUGUGAACCUCCCACGCCUGCAGGAGGAACAGUUCAUUCAGACAUCACCAGAUCCUCCUCUUGUGGGUUGCAGCGGGGCCUCCGUGUGUGCGCCCAACCCCUGUCUGAACAACGGUGAGUGCCAGGACCACUUCAACACCUACAACUGCAACUGCUCUGAGGGUUGGUCCGGAAGACGCUGUGACAUCUUCCUGGACACAUGCGCUUCAAAUCCCUGCAUCCACGGUAACUGCAGCGUCAAUGGGAUGACCUACGAGUGCAACUGUGAGUUCGGCUAUGCAGGCGUUGACUGUGAGGAAGAAGUUGAUGUCUGUGAAAAUCACCUUUGUGCCAAUGGAGGCACCUGUCUGCAUGGGCCGGAGACGUACGCCUGCCUCUGCCCUGAGAACUACACCGGACCCAUCUGCAAUGAACGCGUUGAAGAAAUUCCAUGGUACAUCGUUGUCAAAAAUGUACGUCCCAAACUGCCUGUUUCUGUAUGCGGUGAUGACACCAGAAAUUACACCUGUUUCAAUGGGGGCAACUGCACUGACCGAGAGCUGUCCUGCGACUGUCCACCAGGCUUCAUAGGACAUCGGUGUGAACAGGAAGUGGAUGAGUGCAAGUCCAACCCUUGUCUGAAUGGAGGCUACUGCCGCAACCUCGUCAACAAGUUUAUCUGUGUGUGUGACAUGAGCUACGCUGGAGACACAUGCCAGACGGACCUGACCUCAGAGGGUGUGACCUCUGACCUCUUGCUGUCCAUCAGUCUUGUGUCGGUUAUUCUACUGCUGGUUCUGAUCCUGACAUCCGUCAGCUUAGUAGUAACACUUAAUCGCCGCGCCACCCAUGGUACCUACAGCCCCAGUCGGCAGGAGAAGGAGGGAUCUCGGGUGGAGAUGUGGAGCAUCACCCAGCCACCCCCCAUGGAGAGACUGAUAUGAGAUGCGGGUUUAAAAUAUGACACUAUCUAUAAUCAAAAAAAAUGACACCAUGACAGCAGAUACCUCCAUGUAGAUAUAAUACCUGAACCCUGCAUGUAAACAUUUUACACCCCUUCUGUCUUUCUUAAUGCCUAAAUGCCUUCAUUCCUCACCCAUUGACUUAUGAUGGUUUACACCUUGUGGUGGUAUAAAGGUAAAUCCAUUUAAAGGAAGAACCAGCAGCUCACAAAAAUGUUGUUUCAAAGUCUGUUUGGAAAAAACCCAAGAUGUAAUUUGAUAAAGUUGGCACUGUUUUACAUUUUUCUCCACAUGAAAAGCCACUAAUAAACUGGAUAAAUUCUAAGUCAUAUGUACAUACAUCUAUCUAACCCUAUUUCCUAAAACAGCAGGGUAUUGUGUUUUAUUUUAAAAGCCCUCAUAAUAUAAGCUACAAUAUUUAGAUUAAUUAUGAUAAGGCAGCGGUUUGGUUUCUAUCUUUAACAAAUUUUUGGGGAUGGUAAAAAUAUACAAUAAUGUGUUUCUGAUUUCACGAAAUUCCAUCCAUGUGUAUUUAUUACAGGAAAAUGCCUCUUUGUACAGUGUACAAUACAUCAAUACAGUCCAUGUUGGUGCCACUAUUGAUUUGUUGUUACUGCACUUUUCAUACUUAGUGUUCCCCAACAGGCUGUUUUCAGGAUUUGCUGCAGUAGGCGGAAGUAGAAAGCUGUCUUGUGUGCUGAUAAAAUAGUUGUUUAGUUUGAAUGGAUAUACACUGUGAUGAAUUUUGUUUUUCACUUUGAUCUGGACUACAAUAUGCUGAUUAAAUAAAGAGAUUUUAUUUGUUUUAAGUUAGUAUGUGUCUGUGCCAUAAAUGCUUUAUUAUCAUAAAUAAUGUAAAUCUAUUGUAAGACAUGACAAUCAAAGUAAAUGUAGUGAUAUUAACACAAAAAUGUAGUCACUAAAUACACCAGCACACAUGCUGUUGGUUCAACUCAUCUAAUGCAAGAUACGGACUCAGGAUCCAAAGGCUGACUAAUACCUCUGGCCCUUGGUUAUAUGUCUGCUUGUUAUCUGGAGGUAAUUUGAUGAAACAACCUAAUUUAGGAAACGGCUCCUGGGGAGUGGAAAUAAAAAAAGAUUUGUGUUGAAACUUCACACAGUCUGCCUUAAAACUGCAGAACUGGCUUUGUUUGGUAGGUGCUAGAGCACUGUUUUGAAUAAGUAACAUCUUAUAAGGCACAUAGAACAUAGUAUACGUGUACGCAACAUGUGUAAUUACCUGUAGUGCAUCAUUGCUGCACUACAUGGCUGUUUAUGUGUGGAAAAAUUUUGUUUUCUGACUGCCACCGUUCAUGCACAACUAUGCUUGGCAUUUGAAUUAAUUUCUUUGUCCAUCUUUACCACUAGAUGUCAGUAUUUCUCACACACUAUACCUUUAAUGCGCCCAUGGGAACUGUGAAACGUAUGACUGCUUGAUGCCCCAAAAGCAAUUGCUCUACAGUGAAUAUUGAGGUGGACUUGUGA